UCCCCUGUUUUCCAUCUCGUAUUCCCCUGUUUUCCAUCUUCUUCUUCCUCCCUCCUCUGUUUGCCUCUCUCUUCCUGUUCUCGAAUUCCUCGCCGGCCGGCCGUCUCGCCGGAGAAGAGAACUGCACCGGUUGCCCGUGGGACUGUCUUUGGGGGUCGAGUUUUGGGCUUGAGUUCAAGUUUGAACCUCGGGGUUGGAGGUUUUUUAUUCGAAUUUCGAACUGCUUCUGCUGCUGCUGCUUGAUCGUGUUCGCGGGGAGAGGCGGAGUGGCGUCUGAUGGUAGCGUGGAGGCGAGGAGAGGAGUACUAGGGGUUUCUGGCAUGGAGACAAAGGUCGAGACCGCGCCCGCGACGACGGCGACUGCUUCGCCGGCCGCGCAGCCGGCGGCGCCAGAGACGGCCUCGGAGGUGAAGCCGCUGGCUCCUGCUGCGGUGUUGCCGGCGGUGGCAGGUUCUGCGGGGAGAGGGGAGGGGAAGAGGAAGAGGGGCCGGCCGAGGAAGUACGGGCCGGACGGGGGCCUGGUGCGGCCGCUGAAGGCGACGCCGAUCUCGGCGUCGGUGCCCGACGACGACGGCGGCGGGGGCCGGUACACGCCCGCGGCGGCCGUCGGCGCCGUCAUGAAGCGCGGCGGGGGCCGCCCCGUCGGGUUCGUCAGCCGCGCCGCGCCGGUGGUGCCCGUGACGGCCGCUGCGCCCACCGCCGUUGUGGUCGUCUCGCCGCCGCCGCCGCCGCCCGCCGCCGCCAACGUCCAGACGCAUCAGCAGCACGGGCCGCCGCAAGGUGAUUUGGUAGGAUGUGCAUCUGGCGCAAACUUUAUGCCUCAUAUCUUGAAUGUUGCUGCCGGGGAGGAUAUUAAUAUGAAGGUUAUAUCUUUCUCCCAACAAGGUCCAAAGGCAAUUUGCAUUUUGUCUGCCAAUGGUCUGAUUUCGAAUGUUACUCUACGUCAGCAUGACUCUUUAGGUGGUACAGUGACUUACGAGGGCCGGUUUGAGCUGCUUUCUCUGUCGGGAUCUUUCACGCCGACAGACAACGGUGGAACCAGGGACCGCUCCGGCGGAAUGAGCGUUUCUCUAGCAGCCGCCGACGGCCGCGUCAUCGGCGGCGGCGUCGCCGGCCUCCUUGUGGCUGCUAGCCCCGUUCAGGUGGUGGUGGGAAGCUUCGUUCCGAGCAGCUACCAUGGCGCGAAUAAGCCGGUGAUAGAGAUGAAGACACUGGCGCCACAGCAUCAGCAGCCGGCCGUGGGCUUCACCAUCUCCAGCGGCGGCGACAUGGAUCAUCAAGACUCGUACAGCGGCGCCGGCAGCCAUCCCGCUGCCGCCAAGGGCAACUCCACGUCGGCGUUCAGGGUGGAGAACUGGACCGCGGCGCCGACACCUCCGGCCGACGAAGCGAGGAGGACGCCGUCGACGUCGUCAGAGGCUAAGGUCCCCGUCUCCGGAGGGUGAAAUGUACAGUGUACUUGGAGUCUUGGAGAGAGCAGAGCUAACCGGCCAGCCUGCUCGUUGUCGCCGGGGAUUCAAAUGGUAGUAGCUCAAGGGUCCAUGCAUGGUCUCUCGAUCCAUCAUCAGUCCUGCAAGCUGCAAAUGUGCAGAGAAAAUUCAGUGCUCAUUUCAAAUCUCUCUUUUAUUUAAUUACAUAGACCUCAUAUAUAUAGACUGAUCGUAAUGUUGUUAGCAGAAAACCGAAAAUUACAAAGCUUGGAAUGCACAAUGCUCACUGAUUUUCGAGCC
This is a messenger RNA of Brachypodium distachyon (stiff brome), 1730 nucleotides long. Its product is annotated as AT-hook motif nuclear-localized protein 1. The coding region runs from base 321 to 1445 and encodes 374 amino acids. NCBI's taxonomy places the organism in Eukaryota, Viridiplantae, Streptophyta, Magnoliopsida, Poales, Poaceae. The transcript has 5 exons. Gene Ontology annotation, molecular function: minor groove of adenine-thymine-rich DNA binding. The record is from RefSeq and is a predicted model, not a curated record.